AUGAUGGAUGAUAACAUUUAUGUUAGUGCUCCAGGAAAAAUUAUUUUAUUUGGUGAGCAUGCUGUUGUAUAUGGCAAGACUGCUGUAGCAGGGGCAAUAAAUCUUAGAGCAUAUGUUAAAUUAUCUCCAACUAAUGACGGUAAAAUAUCAUUAGAACUUGAUGAUCUUAAAAUUUUAAAAACAUGGGAAAUUGAGGAUUUUUAUACAUUGGUUAGUGAAUUAAAAAAAUUACCAAAUUUUUCAAAUUUUGCUACAGAUGAAGAAAUAGAAUUAUCAAGAGAGACAAUUUCAAAAAUAGGAAGGAUUAAUGAAAAAGAAUCUCAUAAAUAUGAUGUUGCUUUACAAGCAUUUUGUUAUUUUAUUUCAAGAUUAAUAAUAGAAAAAAAUAUAACUUUAAAGUCAUUCAAAAUGUCAAUGAAAUUUGAAAUCCCUACUAGUGUUGGAUUAGGUUCUUCUGGUGCCUACUGUAGUAGUAUAAUUUAUACAUUAUUUAUUUUUUUUAAUGUUCCAUUUGAAUUACAAGAUGUUGUCAAUUAUGGAACAUUUGGUGAAUAUUUUGUACACGGAAAGUCAUCUGGUAUUGAUGUUGCCUUGUCAACAUAUGGAAAAAUUGGUUCCUUUCAAUAUGGCCGUAAAAUUGAUAUACUAAAUUCUAAUAUUAAUUUUGAUAUAAUUGUUGUUAAUUCAAAAAUUGAAAGAGAUACUAAAAAAUUAGUUGGUAUGGUUAAAGAAAAAUUAGAAGAAAAUAGAAAUGUAAUUGAGAAUAUUUUUGAGAAAAUUGACAAAGUAUCAAAUAACGCUGUGGAGAUAUUAAAAAAUUCAAUUUGCACUGAUAUCGAUAGUAAUAAUUUGGUGACUCUUAAUGCAUAUUGUUUUGAAAAUAAUUAUUAUUUGUUAGAAUUAGGCUUAGGACAUGAGGAAACAACAAAAAUUUGUAAUAUUUUAUCAAAAUACGGUAUUACAGGUAAGAUAACUGGAGCAGGAGGUGGUGGAUGUGUUUAUGGAAUAGAAACUAAAAAAAUGCAAGAACAAAUGAAAGAUAAAUUAUAUAAGGAAUUAGAUAAAUUUGGUUAUGAUUAUUGGAAUUGUAAGUUAGGUGCUUCAGGAGUUCAAAAACACGACAUUCCUCCAACAAUAUUUAAUGAAUCAUAG
Messenger RNA from Strongyloides ratti, 1152 nucleotides. Its product is annotated as Mevalonate kinase. Bases 1 to 1152 code for a protein of 383 amino acids. Lineage: Eukaryota; Metazoa; Nematoda; Chromadorea; Rhabditida; Strongyloididae. Gene Ontology annotation, biological process: cholesterol biosynthetic process; isoprenoid biosynthetic process. The transcript has 4 exons. The record is from RefSeq and is a predicted model, not a curated record. Gene Ontology annotation, molecular function: ATP binding; mevalonate kinase activity. Gene Ontology annotation, cellular component: cytoplasm.